Euleptes europaea (tarantolino) is the source of this 1914-nucleotide messenger RNA. RefSeq names its product zinc finger protein 883-like. The coding region runs from base 1 to 1914 and encodes 637 amino acids. The record is from RefSeq and is a predicted model, not a curated record. The transcript has 8 exons. Lineage: Eukaryota; Metazoa; Chordata; Lepidosauria; Squamata; Sphaerodactylidae. Gene Ontology annotation, cellular component: nucleus. Gene Ontology annotation, molecular function: RNA polymerase II transcription regulatory region sequence-specific DNA binding; DNA-binding transcription factor activity, RNA polymerase II-specific. Gene Ontology annotation, biological process: regulation of transcription by RNA polymerase II.
AUGGGGCAGCCUGCUGAGGCUUCUUCAGACGAAGAGGAUCUUUACGCAGUAGAAGAGAGGAACAGAAUCCCUCAGACAGAGAUUCUCACCUGCUGGAUCUACAACAAAUAUUUUUGGGAUUCCAGUACCCACCUGAUAAAAAAAGUAUAUAAAUGCCUGGAGUGUGGGAAAAGCUUCCGACUGAGAGGAAAAUUUGCCAUCCAUCAAAGAAUUCAUACAGGGGAGAAACCAUAUAAAUGCAUGGAGUGCGGGAAGAGCUUCAGAAGGAGUGGACACCUAAUUUCCCACCAAAGAAUUCACACAGGGGAGAAACCAUAUAAAUGCAUCGAGUGUGGGAAACGCUUCAGUCGGAAUUAUAGUCUUACUUCCCAUCAAAGAAUUCACACAAGGGAAGAACCAUAUAAAUGUCUGGAUUGUGGGAAAAGCUUCAGUAAUAAUGCAAAAUUUUCUUCCCAUCAAAGAAUUCAUACAGGGGAGAAACCUUAUAAAUGCAUGGAGUGCGGGACGAGCUUCAGAAGGAGUGAACACCUAAUUUGCCAUCAAAGAAUUCACACAGGGGAGAAACCAUAUAAAUGCAUGGAGUGUGGGAAAAGCUUCAGUCGGAAUGAUACUCUUACUUCCCAUCAAAGAAUUCACACAAGGGAAGAACCAUAUAAAUGCCUGGAGUGUGGGGAAAGCUUCAGAAAUAAUCGCAGACUUACUUCCCAUCAAAGGAUUCACACAGGGGAGAAACUAUAUCAGUGCCUGGAGUGUGGGAAAAGCUUCAGUCGGAAUGACAGUCUUAUUUCCCAUCAAAGAAUUCAUACAGGGGAAAAACCAUACAAAUGCCUGGAGUGUGGGAAAAGCUUCAGAAAUAAUCGCAGACUUACUGUCCAUCAAAGAAUUCACACAGGGGAGAAACCAUAUCAAUGCCUGGAGUGUGGGAAAAGCUUCCGUUGGAAUGACAGUCUUACUUCCCAUCAAAUCAUUCACACAGGGGAGAAACCCUAUAAGUGCCUGGAGUGUGGGAAAAGUUUCAGUCGUAAUGGCACUCUUACUAUCCAUCAAAGAAUUCACACAAGGGAAGGACCAUAUAAAUGCCUGGAGUGUGGGAAAAGCUUCAGUAGUAAUUCAAAACUUUCUUCCCAUCAAAGGAUUCACACAGGGGAGAAACCAUAUCAAUGUCUGGAGUGUGGGGAAAGCUUCCGUUGGAAUGACAGUCUUACUUCCCAUCAAAUCAUUCACACAGGGGAGAAACCCUAUAAGUGCCUGGAGUGUGGGAAAAGUUUCAGUCGUAAUGGCACUCUUACUAUCCAUCAAAGAAUUCACACAAGGGAAGGACCAUAUAAAUGCCUGGAGUGUGGGAAAAGCUUCAGUAGUAAUGCAAAACUUUCUUCCCAUCAAAGGAUUCACACAGGGGAGAAACCAUAUCAAUGCCUGGAGUGUGGGAAAAGCUUCCGUUGGAAUGACAGUCUUACUUCCCAUCAAAUCAUUCACACAGGGGAAAAACCCUAUAAGUGCCUGGAAAUUCACACAGAGAAACCACAUAAAUGUCUGGAGUGUGGGAAAAGCUUCAGUAGUAAUGCAACACUUUCUUCCCAUCAAAGGAUUCAGCAGCAGAGAAAGAUACCCUUGAUGCCUCCUGCUCUUUCUCCUGAUUGUGAUGAAAGGAAAAGAAGCACUAUGCAGCAAGCUCAGAGAGGGGGCCCCCGCCUGGCUGUCCUGUGUCUGGACCACAUGAGAGGGUGUGAGAAGAAGCACCAAGGGAUGCCUGGUCUGGAGACAGUGGGGCAGUCUAACUACAGGCUUCUCUCCCAUCAGGGCCUUGCCUUGCCUGGGCUGAGAGGUGGUUGUGGAGUGAAGUUUGCUGACUCCUCUGCCACUUUACUUAGUUCCCAGCUGGCACUUCAAGAUCAGCUGGGCAUACAGGAGUGA